CGGCUAGACCACGAGGGGGAGGCUGUUUCUUUUCUUUCUUUUUUUGGGAGGGUGUGGGGGGCAGCUGCUGGGUGUGGGGGUGAGGUCUCCCCUACCCCACGUGCUCCAGAAGGGGGAGUCCCACCCGUUGGGAGUAGCUCUCGGGGCCGCACUUUCUUCGGGGGCGGGCUUGGGGCGGCUGCCUGCGGCCGGAGACGGGGGUGGCUCCGCCGGUCGCAGUUCGCUCCUCCCUCGCCUGCACGACUCCGCUGCUUAGCUGCGCUCCUCCUCCGGCUGACUGUUCGCUCGAAAACCCGUUGCCUCCGGCUCCUUCGCUCCGGGACAGCCGCUGAGCUCCGAGUUGGGGCUACCUCGGGAGGAACGCGGGGUCGAUCCACGGUCUCGGCUGGCGCGCGGGCGGUGAGCCCAGGAGCCAAGACGGAGCCGCUCGGGGACUGGCCGCCCCGCGGCCCCCUCGCCGCCGUCCCUUUCCCUAGCUCCCUGGCUCCCUUCUCCGUAUGGGAUUGUAGCCGCGGCGCGGACCCGGCGGGGAUCGCGGGGGAGGCGGAGGCGCCCACGGGGCCAGAGCCACUGGAGCUCGGGGAGGACGAGGAUCUGGAGGACGAGGAGGGAGCCGAUCGCGGGUCCAUGUUUGCCCCGGGUUCGGAGGAGCCCUGCGCCCCCAGCAAAGAGCCGCGGAAAUACGGGGAGCUCGUGGUAUUAGGGUAUAAUGGUGCACUUCCUAAUGGAGACCGAGGACGUAGGAAAAGCAGGUUUGCUCUCUACAAACGCUCAAAGGCUAAUGGAGUCAAGCCAAGCACUGUUCAUGUAAUAACAACACCUCAGACUUCCAAGGUGAUCAGUUGUAAAGGUCAACACAGUAUCUCUUAUACUUUGUCAAGAAAUCAAACAGUAGUGGUGGAAUAUACACAUGAUGAUGAUACUGAUAUGUUCCAGGUGGGACGAUCAACAGAGAGCCCAAUAGACUUUGUGGUAACUGACACAAUUUCUGGCAGUCAAAACAAUGAUGAAACCCAGAUCACACAAAGUACUAUAUCUAGAUUUGCUUGUAGGAUUGUUUGUGAUAGGAGUGCACCAUAUACAGCACGGAUUUUUGCAGCAGGAUUUGAUUCUUCCAAAAACAUCUUUCUUGGAGAAAAGGCAGCAAAAUGGAAGAAUCCUGAUGGACACAUGGAUGGACUAACUACAAAUGGUGUUCUGGUAAUGCAUCCAAAAGGAGGAUUUACAGAAGAAUCCAAACCAGGGAUAUGGCGUGAAAUUUCAGUUUGUGGAGAUGUAUAUACGCUGCGAGAAACAAGAUCAGCCCAGCAAAGGGGAAGGCUAGUUGAGAAUGAGACCAACAUCCUACAAGAUGGCUCCCUCAUUGAUCUAUGUGGGGCAACCCUUCUAUGGAGAACAGCUGAUGGUCUCUUUCACACUCCAACUCAAAAGCACAUUGAAGCUCUACGACAAGAAAUCAAUGCUGCCCGACCCCAGUGCCCUGUCGGACUGAACACAUUGGCAUUUCCCAGCAUCAACCAGAAGGAUGUGGUGGAAGAGAAACAGCCUUGGGCGUACCUCAGUUGUGGCCACGUGCACGGCUAUCACAACUGGGGACACCGGAGUGACACCGAAGCGAACGAGAGGGAGUGCCCGAUGUGCCGAACGGUUGGGCCCUACGUGCCCCUCUGGCUCGGCUGCGAGGCCGGGUUUUAUGUCGAUGCCGGGCCCCCGACCCACGCCUUUACCCCUUGUGGACAUGUGUGCUCAGAGAAGUCUGCCAAGUACUGGUCCCUGAUUCCCCUGCCUCACGGCACCCACGCCUUUCACGCUGCCUGCCCCUUUUGUGCCACACAGCUGAUUGGGGAGCAGAACUUUGUAAAACUAAUUUUCCAAGGCCCAGUUGACUGAGGCUCUCUAUGAUACUAUCACUUUAACAAGUUACUGUGAAGAUUUUGCCACUAAUUGUAGAUUUUACUUUUAUUAUGAUAUUGUUAAAGGGGCUGAAGGGGGGGAAACACUAAUAGAGGUUAGGAAAGUGGGGUUACAGCAGUGACAGAUGCCUGAAACUUGGCAGCUAUCAGUGAUGUCGCAUUUGUAACAGCUGCCUAGUCAUCAGAAUUCGUUUGAUAAGUAUGUGUAUUUGUAAUUGAAUUUUAAAAUACUAUGUUUUAUUUUAAUCUUGGGUUUUUUAACAAAUUUUUUUUUUCCCCUUGUAACCUUUGACAAAUCUCUAAGUAAUACCUUUUUCACUAUUAGGAGUUUAACAAAAAGGAUUUUUGUUGGUGGUGGUUUUUUGUUUGUUUUUAACUAUUAAUUUGCAACCCUCAGCAUUUAGGAUCAUAUAAUUAGAAAUUUAAGGGACCUUAGAGGCCAUCUAGUCCAACUUGCUUAUUUUACAGAAGAACGAACUGAGGCACAAAAUAAGUAUCUUGUCCACGUCAUUCAGGAAAUGACAAAGUCAAAAACUGAACCCAGGACCUCAAGACUCCCAAAGUCUGUGAUACUCUUUCCACACUACUGUUCUGCUUUGUCUAUAAAUGUUAACUUAAGCGUUACAAACAGUAUGUGGAAAUGUUUGCUAACCACAAGAUGGUUAUCUACAUCAAGGUGACCAGAACCAGAUUAAAAUGUAAUUGGGAAAUAUUUAACCAAAUAAAUAAAAAUACAAUGGAAAGUAGAUAAUGCCUGUGGUUUUCUAAGUCAAUAUAUGGCCUGCAGGGAUUAUGUAUGUUUUAGUGACCCCUGUUUCUAUUGAGUUUUGAUAGCAAUGAUCUACAUGAUGUUAUGAAAUGAAAAUGUGACAUUAAGCACACAGAGAAUUGUCUUGGUGUUGGAAACUUUUUGACCUAUUUUUUAUUAUAUAAAGUUGAAAAAGAAGAUUCAAAUAUCGUAAUGACUUUUUAAAUUUGUUUUUCAGAAUCUAAUUGUGUUAUGCAUAUUUGUAUAAUAACUUUUGAUAUUAUAAACAAAGAAUUCUUUACAACUUUUUGGUCUAAAUUUUACAGCCUGUCCCUGCUAUGCACCUUGCAUGCCUAGGACCAUUUGAUUGAUUAAAAUGUAGCAUCUCUCAAAAUUCAUUAGCUAAGCAUUAUUGCAGCAGAGAUUGUUUGGAUACUAUAAUACCAAAUUUAUGCACAUACUGAAUCAUUUAUUGAGUUUAAAAAGUGAUUUCAGAUUAAUUUGCUUUUUUUUAAACUCACUUGUAUGUUUUUUUGAACUUGGAUGUAUCCAGUGUUCUGUGAAUGGAGAGCUCACCUCAUACUGUAAUGAAAAAGUAGAUUUUGUUCACUCUACUUCACACCAUCUGUCACCUUCUGUUGCAGUUUGAGGAACACUAUAAAUUUUGAAAAUGUUUGCAAAUCAAACUAAAUUUAAAUGUGAUCAUUUGAUGUACACAACACCCAAUGGGAUUUCUGCAGAGAUAAUUUAAAAUAUCUGAUUUUAAGACAGCAAAUAAGUGUUUACUGAGGAAUAAUUAAAUUAAAAUUUCUUAUGAGCGCCAACAUCCCAUUCACUUGGCUUUAUUUAAUUCUGAAUAAUAAUUAUUCUAUGAUACCUCUGGUAACAAGUAUAGAGACUAUCAAGUCUACCCAGGAUGAAAAUGUUCAUUUGGGAGAAUAUUAAUAGCUAUCUGAAAGAAAAUAAAAAUCUACUGAAUGAACAGUAUUUUAAACUAUAACGUCUAUUAAAUUGACCAUUGGAGCUUUUUAUGCUACACAUGGGACCUUUGUAUAGACAUAUAAUUUAUAUAACUUUAAUAUAUUGUGUAUAUAUAUAUCUAUAAAAACAUACUUGAUUGGCCUGUUGAUAUUUUGGCUGUAAAUUGUUUUAUAGUUAAUCUAUAAGCUUAGCAUUUUUAAUUCUCUUUACUCAUGGGUGAUGAGAUGUAUUGGUUUUGUUUGCUGCUGUUUUUAAUAUUCUUACUACAUAAAAUGUCAAUUUGUCAAUUUAAAAUAGCCUCACUUUUCCAUACACUUUGUGGUUUGGGGUGGGGGAUUUUCGCUUCAAAAUACCACAGAUCUCCCAUGGCAUUCUUCUCAGUGAUCCCUUUCUGUACAUCUUGCUCAUCUCUGCUUGACGACUAAGAACAGAACAACUUGGACAUGCCUAAAAUAAUAGCACGAGUGCCUUUUUAUUCCGCGAGUCUUCAGUGACCUUUGAUUAGGUUCCAAGUCCUUCCCACAAGCAUUGUGGGUCAUUCAGGAUAGACUAUUUCCUCAGCCCUUCAUGUUCAUGAUUUGGGAAAUAAGGAUAAAGGAGGUAUAAUUACCCUGUUUCUCUUAAAUGGUUAGCAAUAUACCUUUUUCAGCUUAUUAAACAGUCUGUAGACUAAAUUAUUUAUUAAUCUUUCAACCAGAAAGGGCAGAUUUUGCCUUUCUGAGAAAUUUGUCCAAAGAUCCCUUAAGAUUAUUAAGAUUCAGUCACCAGUCCUUAAACGUGAAUAAUAUAGCAGAGCCUAGCAAACUCAUGAAACUCUACAGAAAGCUAUUGACUAACCUAUCAAAGCCCCUUUCUCUUUCCAAAGCUUAUUUCAUUAAGUGUAUGUUUGAAAUUCGAAGAUUUCAUUCUCUAAAGAUUGGAAUUGGAAUGUUAGGUUUAAAGAAUUGGAUCAUGGGUCUUUUUUUUUCUUUUAUUCAAAUGUGCUGCUACCUUUUGCCUUCUUCCUUUUUUGGAGUUGCCCAUUAUACUUAGAAACAGAAUGAGGCAAUCCAUAAAAAAUAUUUUUAUGCUGAAAUAUUUUACUUUCAAUGAUAGACUUGCUUGCCUUUAUAGUUUUGUUUGAUGUUUUACUUAAGUGAAAGGAAAUCUUGUUGUCCACUUGCCAAAGAAGAAAAUAAGCUAUGGAAUAGGAUCCAAGAAGCAGCUCAUGUAAAUUCAGAAUAGAAAAUUGAUUCUGUCUUCAGUUGUGAUCAAGAAAUGAUAAAGAUUAUCUAAUACCUCUUCCUGAGAAGCUAUAGAAAGAGCCUCCUCAAAACAGGCAUGAUUUAUACAGAGAUUCUCUUUGAUGAGGAGAAUAGUAUAUACCAUUUCAAAAGGCAGCAAUAAUGUAUUUCAUUGAAAAUAUUCUUUUCUUCCAAUUUUUUACCAGCUUUUUAUUGAAGAGUUUAAACGGUAGAUGAAACAUUACUUCUUUGAGUAUAUUUUUAGAGAUUAUUUUUAUUAAUCUCUGCUUUCCCUGUAGUGUAUGUACCACACCUCAUAUUCUCAGUCAUCAAGCAUUUAUUGACUAUAAUGUCCCAGGUCCUAUGGUAGAAAUAUGAAGGAAAAAUAAAGAGAAAGGAAACAAUUCUUGUUCUCAAGGAGUUUGGAUGUAACUUUUUAAAAAGAGGACUAAAGGCUCACUAAGGAGUCAAUAGUAAAUUUUUCAUUUCUUCGACUCUGCCCCAAAAUAAUUGAUAUCUUUUAGUUUCCUAGAGUAAUACAUAUUUAUUAUCACUUAGUUUUAAUUCAUAACUUAUGGUACCACAGUGCCUAUGGAUAACUUCAUAAUAGAGUUGCUUCAUGUAAAAUUUCUAGGGGAAAAGAAAGGAGAAAGCCAUUAAAAGUGCUAGACUCUGUUAAGGGAGAUUAAUGAAUCUGGGGACAAAAAUAGGCCAGCAGUUGGUCAUAAAAAUAAUUACAGCAGGAUUUUUCCCCCUACAUCCUUAGAGAUACAUAACUUCUUGAUGUUAACUUUGUACUGUUAUAAGGGAACCAAGGAAACUUUUUUUUUUUUUGGAGAGUAAUUCAUUGGGGACAUGUUUAGGGAAUGUCCGUAUGAAUGGGGAUCAGUGACUUAGUCUAGAUGUGAAUUUGUAGUCUCCAUUAUAUUGUCAUUCCUUCAAGUCCAUAUUAAAGAUAUGAUAUGAUUCUGGGAUCUUCUAAAGAUCUAUACAGAUUCCUGACACAUGGGGGAAAAGGAAAUUUUUACUUAAUUUUUUUAUUUACCAAGAGUUAAACUUCUCUCAAAAAGGAAUUUUAUAUGAAGAAGUUAGUAUCUCUAGAAUGUGAAAGGAAGAAACAAUUUUUUCCCCUACUCUACUAAACAAAAAAUUGUUGAAUGGAAAGAUUUUUUUAUCUAAAAGGAAAUGGUAGAAAGCAAAGGAAAUUGAGUGAUGAUGUUUGCCAUGUACAGUAUUAUUAGCUGUUAUCUUUCUGGAAAUAUUUGUUAAAAAAAAAGUUAUCUUUUAUAAACCAUGUCAAGUUAAAAACUAUUACUUCACUAUUGUACCUGUGGAAGUACAAGCCAUUUUACUGGGGGGGGGGGGGGAGAAAGAGAGGGAGGAACGCAAAAAUUUCAAAACUAUUAAACUGUUAUUUCAAUA
Messenger RNA from Antechinus flavipes (yellow-footed antechinus), 6287 nucleotides. RefSeq names its product pellino E3 ubiquitin protein ligase family member 2 (gene PELI2). The record is from RefSeq and is a predicted model, not a curated record. Bases 628 to 1890 code for a protein of 420 amino acids. Gene Ontology annotation, molecular function: protein binding; ubiquitin protein ligase activity. The transcript has 6 exons. Gene Ontology annotation, biological process: regulation of Toll signaling pathway; protein polyubiquitination. NCBI's taxonomy places the organism in Eukaryota, Metazoa, Chordata, Mammalia, Dasyuromorphia, Dasyuridae.